AUGCUCUGCGCCGCGCUGGCCUCGCCGGGGUGGGACCAGCCCCCUCCACCCCCUCCCUGCCACCCAUUCCACCCCACUGCUGUGGUGGCGCACUUGGUGGACCAGCACGCCAAGAAGGAGUUCAACGUGCUGCAGAAGGACUUCAGCGUGGCGGCCAUCAGCGGGGACAGCAGCCACAAGUGCUUCUUCGCCUCCGUGGUGAAGCAGAGCGACGUCGUCAUCUGCACGGCCCAGAUCCUGCAGAACGCGCUGGUCAGCGGGGAGGAGGACACGCGCGUGGAGCUGACGGAUUUCUCGCUGCUGGUGAUAGACGAGUGCCACCACACGCACAAGGAAGCCGUCUACAACAAAAUCAUGCUGAAUUACCUCCAGCGCAAGCUCAGCGGGCAGCAGGACCUGCCGCAGGUCCUGGGCCUGACGGCAUCCCCCGGCACCGGGGGGGCAACCUCCUUCGAGGGGGCUGUAGAGCACAUCCUGCAGAUCUGUGCCAACCUGGACACUGAGAAAAUCACGUCGGCGCAGGAGGAGCUGCAGCACCUGCAGAGCCACGUCCCCCAGCCCAGGAAGCAGUACAACCUCUGCCAGGAGAGAGCGCGGGACCCCUUUGGCGAGCGGCUGAAGAAGGUGAUGGAGCGGAUCCAGCAGCACAUGGAGAUGCCUGGCCUGCCACAGGACUUUGGCACGCAGAUUUAUGAGCAGCGCAUCAUGGAGCUGGAGAAGAGAGCGGCAGAGACGUUUUGUCGCAAGAUGCGGGUGUGCGCGCUGCACCUGCGCAAGUACAACGACGCUUUGCUGAUUAACGACACGGUGCGGAUGAUUGACGCCUUCCAGUGCCUCCAGCAGUUCUACGCCACCGAGCGGGACGUCAAGGACCCCACCGAACGGUUCCUCACCACCACGUUUGAGGAGAACAGGACCAGCCUGCAGGCACUCGCCGGGGACCAGCGCUACGAGAACCCCAGGCUGGGCAAGCUGGAGGAGAUCCUGCGGGAGCACUUCCAGCCCCUGGGCACUUCUCGUGGCAUCGUCUUCACCAAGACCCGGCAGAGCGCCCACAGCCUGCUCAGCUGGCUGCAGGGCACGGCCACGCUCAGUGGGCAGCACAUCAGGGCUGCCGUCCUCACCGGCGCCGGCUACAGCAACCAGACCAGGCACAUGACGCCGAAUGAGCAGCAGGACGUGAUCAAGCUGUUCCGCGAGGGAGCCCUCAACCUGCUCUUCUCCACCAGCGUGGCCGAGGAGGGCCUGGAUAUCCCUGAGUGCAACAUCGUGGUCCGCUACGGGCUGAUGACCAACGAGAUCGCCAUGAUGCAGGCCCGGGGCCGUGCCCGUGCCGAGAACAGCGUCUACUCUGUCCUCGCCAAAGCCAACAGCAAAGAGGUCUCCCGUGAGCGGCUCAACGAGGACCUCGUGGAGCUCAUGGAGAGGGCGAUCAGAGCGGUGCAAGCCAUGCCCGAGCAGGAGUACCGCCUCAAGAUCAGGGAGCUGCAGCGAGUUGCCGUUGCCAGCUGGCUAAUGAAGGAGGCCAGGAUCAGCGAGAGGCGGCGGCUGCACGACCCGGACGCUGUUUACCUCUACUGCGUCAACUGCAACAAGGCGGUGUGCCGCGGCAGCGACAUCCGCACCGUGGAGGGCAUGCACCAUGUCAACAUCAACCCCAACUUCGGGUUGUAUUACAGAGUUUCCUCUGGGAAAAUGCAAUUCCAGCGGGCUUUCAAGGACUGGGAGCCCGGCUGCCGCAUCGUGUGCAGCGAGUGCAGCCAGGACUGGGGAAUGGAGAUGAUCUACCGGCAGGUGAAGCUGCCCAUCCUCUGCAUCAAAAGCUUCGUGGUGGAGACGCCGGCUGAGAAGAGGAGGUACAAGAAGUGGAGUGCGGUGACGUUCCCCGUCAAGGAGUUUGACUACCUGGAGUACUGCUCCAGCACCCACGGCCUGUCCUUCUAG
Nipponia nippon (crested ibis) is the source of this 1944-nucleotide messenger RNA. The record is from RefSeq and is a predicted model, not a curated record. Lineage: Eukaryota; Metazoa; Chordata; Aves; Pelecaniformes; Threskiornithidae.